This is a messenger RNA of Myxocyprinus asiaticus (Chinese sucker), 5646 nucleotides long. Its product is annotated as discoidin, CUB and LCCL domain-containing protein 2-like. NCBI's taxonomy places the organism in Eukaryota, Metazoa, Chordata, Actinopteri, Cypriniformes, Catostomidae. The coding region runs from base 181 to 2220 and encodes 679 amino acids. The record is from RefSeq and is a predicted model, not a curated record. The transcript has 15 exons.
AAUAGAAUUGGGGGAUGAAGAGCCCGUGUUUGUUCUAAAGGUGAGCCGCAGAAGAGUUCAGGAAGCGUCAGUAAAACCAUCCCGUUAGUACACAUACACUCAUCAGGACUCGGACACAUAUACACUCGCAGCUGGAUCAGAACACGUUUGCAUUAUGCAUUCGGACUGCAGGCUGCUGGGAUGGACGCGUCGGUAAUGGUGGGCAGAGGGACCGGAGCGACUGCGGUCGUCAUCCUGAUCGUCUUCAUCCUCCUCCUCGGUGCCAGAAGCUCUUGGGCGCAGAAAGGAGACGGCUGUGGACACACUGUGCUGGGUGUGGGUACUGGGAGCCUGGCGUCUCUAGGGUAUCCUCUGUCCUAUCCCUCACACUCUGUGUGUGAGUGGGAGAUCAGCGUGACCACUGGACACACCAUCCUUGUGCGCAUCGCGGACCUUGACAUCAACACAAACAACUGCCAGGUGUCUUACCUCAGACUCUAUAAUGGCGUCGGACCCGGACGAACAGAAAUUGUGAAGUUCUGUGGAGGGAGAGAAUGGAGAGAUGCUGUAAUUGAAUCAGAAGGGCAUCAGGUCACAGUGCAGUUCAUGAGUGGACCACACAGCAAUGGCCGUGGCCUCUUCCUCUCCUACACCACCAAUCAGCAUAGAGAUCUCAUCACCUGCCUGGAGAAAGGAGAGCACUUCACUGAAGCGGAGUUCAGUAAAUUCUGUCCUGCGGGAUGCCUGACUGAUUUCGAAGAGGUUUCGGGAACCAUACCCCAUGGAUACAGAGACUCAUCUCCAUUGUGUCUGGCCGGCAUUCAUGCGGGUGUGGUCUCCAACACUCUGGGAGGGCAAAUCAGUGUGGUCAGCAGCAAAGGCAUCCCACACUACGAAAGCUCACUGGCUAACAAUGUGACAUCUGUGCCUGGUAAUCUCUCCCCCAGCCUUUUUACCUUCAAAACUAGUGGUUGCUACGGCACUUUGGGUUUGGAGUCGGGAGUGGUCAGCAGCUCUCAGAUCACAGCCUCUUCGAUGUGGGAAUGGGGCGGUCAUGGAAAGGAACCCACCAUCUGGGGGCCUGGAGGGGCCCGCCUCAAAACACAGGGACGUCCAUGGGCAGCAGCCAACAGCGACACAAAAGAAUGGAUUCAAGUGGACCUGAAGAAGGAGAAAAGAAUAACAGGUAUUACUACCACGGGCUCCACCCUCACAGAAUAUCAGUUUUACGUUUCAGCCUUUGAGGUGCUAUAUAGCCAUGAUGGACAGCAAUGGGAAGCCUAUCAAGAAUUGGGAUCAGAUAAAAACAAGAUUUUCCAAGGCAACACCAACUAUUUACAGGAAGUGCGGAACAACUUUAUUCCUCCAAUUGAAGCACGGUUUAUCCGAAUAUGCCCCUUCCAGUGGCACCAGAGGAUUGCCCUUAAAAUGGAGCUACUGGGCUGCCAACCACAUGCAGCGAGGCCAAGAAUAUUCCAUCCAGCCCGUCCUCCCCCUCACAGAAAAAGCACAGUGCCUCCUCUACAGAAGAGGACAACACACUCGCCUAACAUCCGAAACACUACCAUGCCUCCUCACACUCAUGAUGAGGUGGCGCUGGUGGCAGUGUUGGUGCCUGUACUGGUGGUAGUUCUGACAAUGCCCAUUUUAGUGAUGGUGUGCUCAUGGCUGUGGAAGAACAGAAAAAGCCCAGAGGCAAAUUAUGAGCUUCCACACUGGGAACGCACAGUGUGGUGGAAGAGUAUGAAACAGUUGUUGCCCUCUAAGCUGGAUGGAGACGAAUGUGUUCGCUACAGUUCAACAGCAAGAGUGGAUCACCAGAGACCGCGAGUGGAGCCUGCAGAAUACGCCCAACCACUUGUCAGUGGCACCAUGGCCUCUCUGGGACAGAGGUCAACCUUUAAGCCUGAAGAGGGUGUAGACCCUGAGUAUGAUGCACCUAUUCCUCCAGAACAUUACCAUGCUUAUGCUGAGCCCCUUCCCGCCACUGGGUCUGAAUAUGCCAUUCCAAUCAUGAUUGACAGGGCUAACCACAUAUCAGGAAGUACACUACCAUUCAGGGGGCGAGGUGUACUUGCUCGGACAGACAGCAGCCAAUCAGCAAGAUCCGUCUAUGACACACCCAAGAGCACAUCUGGUCAAGCCACGCCAACAGAGGGACAGUUGUACCAGGUUCCUCAGAAUACCCACAAUACACCAUGUCAGAAUACAGACCAAUCACAGAACAGUGGCUCCGUGUGAAUCAAGCCUUGGCUGUUUUGAAAUCCCUUAGCUGGACACAACCUUCCCCUAAAGAAAAGCAGAUGAGAAUGUGUGUGUGUGUGCCGCUCCUAGCCUUCUCAAAUUGUCCUAUCACUGAAAAAACACACAGGAAUGUCAGGAAAGAGACAACAGCAGAGAUUUUGUUACACUACUUUGCUUUGUGGAUGUUUCUUCAUGUUCCUGUGUCUAAAUGUGUAUGGGACAUGCGUACGAGUGUAUAUAUUUGUGACUGUGCUCUGCUAUCAAACUGUGACUCCUUACAUUUAUGUGCAUUUUCCUGAGAGCUGAGAUGAAUUAAUCUCUGCAGCUCAUUCCGAGGCACAUUCUUCCCCUUACACAAAUAUAUAGUUUCAAUAAAAAAAAUGACCAUACACUGAAUAACAAACUAUCACAUUACAAACUAAUAGGCAAACACUCUUGUUACACUGUGGUCAUUUUGCACUGGUGGAUUAUUGUAUUGUGCUGUUAUAUAGUUAUGUCUUCUUUUAGACAUAGUAGCAAAGGCUUAUGCUGGUUUCACUAAUUGUGUUCCAAACCCUAGUGAACAGCCUUUCAUUCAACUGCCUACAUAGGCAACUGUCUUCUAAAGCCCACGUUUCAUGUUAGCAUGUUGCAAGCUUAUAUCAUGAUACUCUAAUAUACACACAAAUAUUAGGCAAAAUAUUCUGUUUUAAUUCGACUGGACUGUUUUUAAUCAAUAUUUUUAUGUAUUGAUUGAAAUAAAAGUAUAUUUAGUAUCAACAUUUUCUUGAGUCAUCCACCAUCUUGGAUGAACUUCACUGAGCCGUAUAAAAAUACAUUCUGGGAUUGUUGUCUGUGUGAAAGAUACUGCCAUGCUGCCUUAAAAUUUGGCCAAGAGAGGGUAUCUUCGGCCAAAAGAAGGUAUCUGCCAUUUGGAAAAACCUUCCAAGUUUAACAUUCAAUGCUGCCUUAAAAUGCUGUUUUGGUAGGCUGUUCAGUAGGUGGCUUUUUGUGGUUUGAUUAAGUUCAAGAAUUGAAUAAUAAAACAGAGUGCUUAGGAUUGACACAUUUAUUCAGCAAAGAAACUAGCAAUGCAUGGGCAGGCCUUUCUUAAGAAUAAUGACAACAGUAAUCAACAACUGCAUUGUCUUUUCCCCUGGCAAAGUCCUCAGUGUACGACUGCACAUACACAUUCAUGCCAAAUGUCUUUAUUAAUGCUUAUCAAAAGCCUGUGCCACACAAAGAUCCAUUUUUUAAUUUAUUAUGUUUUCCUGCUGAUGUUUGUUGUAUUACUACUCCCAAACCACUACCCAGCAUGCACUGUUUCAAUGGUUACACUGUCCUAAUGGAUACCUUGCCAAAUGUGACCCUUUUGUGGUCAAAGGUUAGAGUAAAAUACAGGAUGCCGACAUUCUUGCCUAUAAUUGGAUUCACUCUGUGCCAAGUUGUCUUCUUUAUGUAUCUUGUAUGCUUUUUUGGAUUGUAGACUUGAAGACCAAACAACCUGAUGGAUAAUUCAUUCCAAAUAUAUUAUCCAUUUUAUCUAAUGAUAUCAGACCAAACGUUGCCUCAUGUUAUGGAUUUUGGAUGCCAGGAUGUUGCAUGUUCUCAGUCAGAUUUGCUAAUGUACACUGUUACAUUAGUCAUUUACCAUGAUAUAUCACAGGUAAUGUGUCCCACAAGGCGUCUUUUGGUACUUGCAUUAGUUGAAUGAAAUGUAUUGUAAUGUCCACAGUGGUGUGUCUCCUUUGUUUAAAAACAUGCAAUAUGGAUGUGUGUGCAUUAUGUGUUUCAGUGUAAUAGUGUCUGUGAACUUGAAAGAUGUAUGUGCUUGUCUGCUUUAGUUUUUGAAUUCUUAUCUGAUUUGUUAUGUAAUGCGUUUCUGUGCACUGUAGCCACAAGCGUGUAUGAGUUUAUGUGUGUCUGCUGUUCACUGUACAUCUGUCUCUAAAUGAUGAUUGGUACUGUAGAAUGAUUGUAUAGAAAAACAAUUUUAGAAUGUUAAAUUGAAGUUUUAUUAAAAAAUAAAAUUUAACUACAAAUCAUAAUUUUUAGACAAUUAAUACACUGGUUCUGUAAUUUAUGCAGCAGUAAUAUUUCUUAUUUUUACUUUUCACAUUAAUGUACAAAAUAUAAACAGUUCCACCUAAUGCAAGGAGCACUUUUAAAUACCAAAAUCAUAAUACAAAAUAGGCUAUAGUUGAACUUCACAAUAUCCUUGGGUAGCUGACAAAUAACAUCGACCUUUUAAAUCACUAAAUUAACUUUUUUACAGUUAAUUUAAAUGGCCCUGCUGUGUGUGUGUGGAAAUGAAAUGAAAAUGUAAAAGUACAAAUAUUAAAUGUAGUCUAUGAAUGAAUAUGAGGUCAUAAAACUGGUAUUUAAAUAUUUAAACGAGCUGUUUAAAAUAGGUUUAGAUGAAGUAUAGCAUUUUACAUGUCAUGUCAACUACCCCUUUUUAUUUGCCCUAAAUUCAGUUCCCAAUAAACAAAUUUAGACUGACAAAUUUCUUACAAUUAUCUAAUGUAGCUGAAACCGAUUUCCCUCCUGUAAAAAAUAAGCGUCUGACUGAAUGACAAAUGUGUUUUAGAUACUGUCAUGCUGAACAAAAGUCACUUUUUAAACUAUUCAGAGUGUUGAAAUCGCAAAACAAUGUCCAACAUCACCCAAGCGUGUAAACUUAUACAUUCUCAUACAACGUUUAAAUGCAAAAUUACAAAGUAUUUUAUGCUGUUAAAAAAAGUAGACACUGUGCUCAAUAUGGAAACACGGCGUUGUUCAGUCGUGUGUUUUCACAGAUCAGUAUUUGCCACAUUGUCAUUGAUGCCCCCUGCUGGCUAUGUUUGGAAUGGAAUACUGAUGUUUAAAUUACUGCAUACUAUGCAGUAUGUACUGUAUACUGCAUACUUGUUUAAAAAAUAAUAAUAUAUUCGCAAUGACAGACAUUUUAAAUGGUAGAAGGCUAUGCAACAGUGUUAUGACUUUAGCGAGUGGUGUCCAGUUAUCAUAUCGGAAUUAAAUAGGGUUAUUUUGCAUUGUCUUACCUUUUGGCAGUUAGAUCAAAUAACGAGCCAAGAGGAUGUUAAAAAUCACUGUUGAUAUCUCUUCCGAUUCAUGACACACUGUAAAUGGUCAAGUUAAGUGCACUGUAUUCUGUUACAUACUGCACAAUUGAACAAAUGUAGUAGGUCAUAUUGAUAUUUCUUGCUUAAAGACAAUUUGCAUACUACACACAGUGUGCAUACUGCAUAGGUACAAACUUGUUUGGUAGUAUGCUAUUCCGACCAUAGCCAAUGCCAGACGUAUUUGAGUCUCAGACGACCCUGCUUUGAUCACAGUACGUGAGACUCGAAAAUGUAAUUAUGUAAUUACUUAUUUAAUGGAAAUAUGGGCCAGUUUUACAUUUCAUCAAAAUAAUUGUGCAGUAUGUGAGGCUAUUAGCAU